Colletotrichum truncatum is the source of this 2775-nucleotide messenger RNA. NCBI's taxonomy places the organism in Eukaryota, Fungi, Ascomycota, Sordariomycetes, Glomerellales, Glomerellaceae. The record is from RefSeq and is a predicted model, not a curated record.
AUGUCGUCGCAGAUAUCUGUUCUCACGAGCACGACAAGGCUAACCUGCCGCCGGGACUUCCCCGUUUGGUACGACGCUCUCUACGCCGAAGCCGACGCAGCAGACGUCUGGGAUCUCAUAGACCCAGACGACACUACGUCUCCGUCAGACCCAAGAGAGGACGAUGAAGAACUCUCGAUCGAAUCAUGGAUCACGCAGCAGAACGAAAAGCAGCGUAGAACCUAUGAUCGGAAGCGGAAAGCCUACGAUUCGAUUCUCCAGCAUAGGGCAGAAGCGAGUGACGAUACAGGGGAAGAACUCCAGGAGCCUGUAGCACAACCAACUCUCACGCAAAACACGCCCGGGACCUUUGAAAGAUAUACGAACUACCUCGCUUCAAAAUCAGGCCGCGACGUCCUCAAAACUCGUCGGGAGCGGGACUUCGACUCUAUUCAGCGUUGGGUUAAGGAAACGGUCGACAAGGACAUCCUCUACGCUGCGAGAUCGGAGAUCCUAGCGAACAACCAACGUUCACUCCGUGCUCUUAUUCAGUACCUUCGGAAACGCUACGCUCCAAGCGAAUCAAGCAGUCAAACUACAGUUCGCGAAGAGUACCUUCUCCUCCUGGAAAAGGCCAACACAAGCGUAAACCCCCAGACCUGGCUAAGAGACUUCCAUCGAGUACUGCUCCGCGCGCUUCGAUUCAGAAUACCGGAAAGCCAGGGAACGCUCGCUUCGAAAACUUUUCUUCGAGCGGUGGGACACCGUUUUGCCCCCUCCUGGGCGACCUCCGAGCUCACUGAAAUUGUCAAAAUGGAGCGCAAGGGGGACCGCAUCCCUACUGUAAGUGAAUACAGGGAUAUGCUGGAGGACUUGCUGUAUGAGGACACCCUAUACGACAAAAAUCGGGGUAAAAGCAAGCGCGGUUCGAAAGGAAAAGGCAAAUCCGAAGCGUGCCCCUGCAACAAACCCCACAACGCAAACCCCCUGGAGUGCACCCGCGUGGAGUACGCCCUUACCGGGCGAAUCAAGCCUUCCCAGGACAAACUAUCGAGGGACGAGUGCAAGGAGAUUCGAAAGCGUAUCAAUCAGUCCGAGAACUAUGAUCUCCGAGCCGAAUUAGCUCGGAAAGGCUGGAUCUGGGCGACGGAACCUCCCAGCUUCCGAAACCCAGCGCCGCCUCGCAAUAGGUCGUCAGGAAAUACCGGCUCUAAAGCGAAAUCGCAGCAAGAGGAGAAUGAGUCAGAGGUGACACUGAAGAGAAAUAUCCACGCAGUAACGAUCAGCCGUGAACUUCUCCGGGAAAUUUCGGACGACUUCGACUCGGACUACGACCAACCAAGCGUAUUUGCAACCCCACUGACGGGACCCCAUGUUCUGUCACGAAGCACGGUUCUCGACAACUGCGGAGCUACGCACCUUGUUAACAACCUUGACUUGCUUGAAUCGUCUUCUAUUAAAACGUGCAUCGGCGACGAGAGAGUCGACUCAGGAACUGCUUCGUACCCAAUCCUAGCAAAGGGAACGUGGAUCUUGCCAAAAGCACUAAAUGGCCCUGAUGGAGACCUCACAGCAGACCUUACGCUCCAUAACGUUGGAUACGUAGAGAACUUUCACGUUAACAUCGUUUCGGAAGCACUCCUCCGAAAGACAGGCAUCUGGUACUCCGGAUUGGAUAACACACUUCGCCAGGGAACGUACAAAAACAGCGUGGUAGUCAAGCAUCUUGUUAGGAAGAUGAACAUUACUUUCUUCGAAUAUAAGACCGGUUCCCAGUAUAUUGCUCAGAAGCGAAUUACCUCGAGUAACGCAGGAAUCGUGAACCAUUUGGUGCUUGCAGUACAGGAUCCCGCUCGACUCUCGCUUCGUAAACCACCUGAUAGGGUCUCAUGGGAUCUCUUCGACUACCCGACAAGCUUUGACAAGAACCGCUGGCUCUUAGUGAUCAAAGACGAAUAUACCGGUCGUCUUUUCGCGUUUCCGCGCGCCCAGCAUAACGGGAUUGAAAUCGAAGAGACACCCCCCUACACCAAGGAACCCAAUGGCGGAGGCGAACGAGCGGGCCAGGAAUUAAUAACCCGAGCGAUAAAGAUGCUCAGCGCAGCGGGCCUGCCAACUACUCUCUGGGUGGAAGCAGUCAUGGCAGCCGCCUACCUGUACAAUAUGUCACCACGGAAGCGAAGAGCUUGGCUCUCACCAAUUCAAAUCUCGGAACCUCCGGCUACGGCGAACCCAGGACUCCAAUUCCUCGGACUCGCAAAACCAAGCGAACUCGUAUUUUCACUUGAAGAGCAGCCCCUGCCACCUGCCUUCGCGCCGUCGACCGUAAUCUCAGAAGAGACAACGGUAAAACGCUCCGCGGUUAACAGCCGACGCGAAGAGGGCCUGCUCACCCCGGAACCGACCCCUGAGCCGGCCGCAGCGCCGGAGGGGACGGACGGGCAAACGACCGGCCAACAAAGCUCCGAAGCGAUGGACGCCGGCGUUCCCGACCCGGGGCACGAAGCCCUCUCUGAGGCGGUCGAAGACGUGAUAUACGUCAAGACCAACAACGAACCUCCACGAGAACCGGCCGUGGAGGCCGACUCGAGUAAUGAUCUCGGGGGUGACUCCCCAACUCACCCGGUGCGGCCACACUCGGAUAAUGGGAACGGGCGCGAACCCGAGAUAAAGACCAAGCGGGUGUACAACCGCAAGGACUACGGCCAACAACAGGGCAAACCGAGACGAUCACCUCGCUUCGCCCAACACUUCGCAUUCCUACAAACGGAACAGCGGUCACUCCACAGCGAGUGA